AUGCGUCCACAGCUCGCUCCAGUGUCGACUCCAGCCCCAGAGCUCUCUCCAGUGUCGGGUCCAGCCCCAGAGCUCUCUCCAGUGUCGACUCCCGCCCCAGAGCUCUCUCCAGUUUUGACUCCCGCCCCAGAGCUCUCUCCAGUGUCGACUCCAGCCCCAGAGCUCUCUCCAGUGUCAGGUCCAGCCCCAGAGCUCUCUCCAGUGUCGACUCCAGCCCCAGAGUUCUCUCCAGUGUCGACUCCCGCCCCAGAGCUCUCUCCAGUGUCGACUCCCGCCCCAGAGCUCUCUCCAGUGUCAGGUCCAGCCCCAGAGCUCUCUCCAGUGUCAGGUCCAGCCCCAGAGUUCUCUCCAGUGUCGACUCCAGCCCCAGAGCUCUCUCCAGUGUCAGGUCCAGCCCCAGAGCUCUCUCCAGUGUCAGGUCCAGCCCCAGAGCUCCCUCAGGUGUCGACUCCAGCCCCAGAGCUCUCUCCAGUGUCGACUCCAGCCCCAGAGCUCUCUCCAGUGUCAGGUCCAGCCCCAGAGCUCCCUCCGGUGUCGACUCCAGCCCCAGAGCUCUCUCCAGUGUCGGGUCCACCCCCAUCGGUCUCGGCACCAUCGGUUCCGUCUAGGACCUCUGGAUCUUCCCCGUCACCUUGGUUCUCCGUCUCCACCUCUGGAUCCUCCUCCACCUGCUCUGCCACCAUUGGUUGGCCCCCUGGAGUCAGUGGCCAUUCCUCCUCCAUGGCUCCUCCCACCAUUGGCUCCACCGUGGGCUGUUAUGGCUGUGGCCUGGGUCCUGCUGGGUUGCUCCAGCUACUGGUCCCUCCUGUCUCCUCCCUCCAUCAUCUCCUCCCUCCGUGGUCUCUGUCUGCUGGCCCCCUCCUGGGAGUCCGUCCCCCACUGGAACCUCCCAAGUUCCCACCCACGCCUCCAUUCCCUAUAUGACCUGUGUGACCCAGGUGUAUUCCUGCCGGCAGCGUUUUGUGACAGUAUCCUAAUUCUUUUUUUUUAAUUAUUAUUCUCAUGUUAUUAAUAAAUCUAUAUAUACACAAUUGAUUACACAUUUUUAGUAAUUCAUUACUUUUAGAAAAUACUUCAGAAAUCACACAAAACCAUAUAAAACAGCAC
This is a messenger RNA of Carassius auratus (goldfish), 1107 nucleotides long. Its product is annotated as proline-rich protein 36-like. Bases 1 to 924 code for a protein of 307 amino acids. NCBI's taxonomy places the organism in Eukaryota, Metazoa, Chordata, Actinopteri, Cypriniformes, Cyprinidae. The record is from RefSeq and is a predicted model, not a curated record. The transcript has 2 exons.